AUGAGAAAGAAAAAGCCAGUUGAUGGGCAUUUAGAGACUGAGUUUGAUGUAAAUGGUAGGCCUACUGGCCCAAAUGCAAAGGAUUUCUCAAACUACCUGGGCAGUGUGGUUCGUCAUCAUGUGGAUAUUAAUAUCACAGAUUGGCCUCACGUCCCCCAUAAAGUCAAAGAACAAAUUUGGCAUGAUCUUAAGAACGAAUUUAAUCUCCAAGAUGAAGAGCUAAAGAAAAAUAUUCUGAGGAUUGCGGGGUUGCGUUGGAAAGAUUUCAAGACAAGGUUGGUGCGGGACUUCAUCAACAAAAAGCAUCAUAAGUAUGACUCUCCCACUGAGUUAUAUGCUUUCUUGGAUGAAGAAAAAUGGAACAUAUUUCUAGAAAAUCAUCAAACUGAGGAGUUCAAGGCCAUAAGUAAGAAGUAUAGGGAGUUGCAAGCUCGAAAUGAGCAUCCCCACUACAUAGGGUCCAGAGGUUACAUUGGAGCAAAUGAUCGUAGCUUGGAUUGGGUUCGAGCGAGGUCUAAAAAAUCCGAACAUGGAAGUUAUUACAUUCCCAACGAAAAAACAAUGGAAGUGUUUGGUAAAAUUAUCGAGAAGGGUGAAGAGAUGUCUCAAGGAUCAUUCCAACCAGCCCGUCAAAAUGAUAUAUUAUCAGCAGCUCUGGGCACCAAUGAGCACGGUGGCUAUGUGAGAGGCAUUGGAGUGCAUAGCAAGAUUCGGGAUGUGUUUGGUAUGCCUUGCCGUGGGAAAUCAUCUGGGGGUGUUUCAGGGGUUGAUCUUGAGGCUAUGGAGAAAAAUCUGUAUGAUAAAUUGGCUGACAAAAUAAGAAGAGAAACAAUGGAAGAAAUGGAGCAAAAGUUUAAGGAUAUGCAAUCUCAACUGCUUCAAUCUUUUAUGAAGAAUGCACAAGCUAGUCCAAGGGUAGGCACACCGCUUUGGAGUAGUUGUCAGUCUGUUGAUCCAGUGAACGAGUUUCAGGAAAUUCCAAAAGCUCAAAAUAUGAGGAAUUUUCAAAGUGAUGAUCAAUAUGCCAUAGAGUUACAACCUGCAAUUGUGUCUAAAGAUGUGUUGGAGCACUUGGGAGAUGGAUCCAAGAAGAUGGUUUCAUAUCUACGACACUUGCCAGCCAAUUUGGACUAUGUUGAGAUGGAGGUAGAGGAGGUGUUGGACAUAUUCCAUCAUUCAAAUAAGUCUGGUGUCGUGAUGUUUGACGACAUUAAAGACUUGCUGACAAUGCAAUGGCUCGAUGUGUCCAUAAUACAAGCCUUUAUAAUGUAA
Messenger RNA from Ipomoea triloba (trilobed morning glory), 1272 nucleotides. RefSeq lists its product as uncharacterized. Lineage: Eukaryota; Viridiplantae; Streptophyta; Magnoliopsida; Solanales; Convolvulaceae. The coding region runs from base 1 to 1272 and encodes 423 amino acids. The record is from RefSeq and is a predicted model, not a curated record. The transcript is spliced from 6 exons.